This is a messenger RNA of Mycosarcoma maydis (corn smut), 1533 nucleotides long. RefSeq lists its product as uncharacterized. NCBI's taxonomy places the organism in Eukaryota, Fungi, Basidiomycota, Ustilaginomycetes, Ustilaginales. Bases 1 to 1533 code for a protein of 510 amino acids. The transcript has a single exon. The record is from RefSeq and is a predicted model, not a curated record.
AUGACCUUUGACAUCUUCGCACGGGGUGGCUGCGAUAUGGCGUCUCCACGUGCCAGAUUCGCAGACAUUAUCAACAAUCUCGGUGACGCGCUGCCUGCCGAGCUCAACGACGCACAUCGCGAAGAUACACAGCCCGAACCUCCUCAGCCUCGUCUCGGUCUCGACCCUUCCCCUGUGAACAAAGUGUCUCGCGCGACUGACGAAGCUGGUCCUAGACAUGACAUUGGACACCACGCGCAGCUGGUCGAGAAGACCGAAUUCGAGACCAAAUGGGACCGCUUGCCCACUGCCCUUGCGGCACUACCCAGCUUUUGCAAUAUUAAGCAACUCGUCUUGCGCAACUCGACUGGGCAGACGUCGUUCCGACUGUCGUUAUGCGUGCUCUCGAACGGCAUUGACCAAUGCUACCUAUCCCGUCCCACCUUCCGCCAGGUGCUACUCGACCUUGACGGCGAAAGCGGCGAAAGGAUUGACGACCCCGCCGAAGAUGCACACUUGUUGCCAAGAAGUGCUGAUGCUUUAACGCUCACCGAAGCAUUGUGGGAGAGCCACUUUGGCGUGCCACGGCAUUUGCGGUGGUACUCUGCUCAGGCCGAGUUCGAAGAUGGAGUAGCCAGCUGCAUUUCAUCACGCUUUGCGCCUCCCAACCCCGGCCAUCUUGGUCUAUCGUGCACCUCGAUCGAUUCGCCUGUUGACGUUGCUCACUGUGCUGUCGCGGGCACCAAGCGUCCUUUAUACUUUGUGGGUCCGACGUGUGGGCUCCUCUACAUCGUCGUACAAGGUUCGCUGCUCGUCGUCUCCUGGCCCAGCACUAGCCAUAACUUCGAUACCUUACUCAAUUGGAAUUCAAAGUUCUCCAAUGCACAUGAUUACCACUAUGACGAUCUCGAGGAACCUCAUGUCAACCUGCUUCGGACCGGUGAUACCGUGUACCUUGCUGCCGGCACCAUCAAUUUGAUGGUGGCACUUUCACAUGUUGCCCUGACCAGCCGUCAAGUUCUGAAUCCUACCUCAGAGGAGCUCAACACGAUCGUCCGAUGCUGCCAUCGCCUCAUGGACUCGUACAUCGAACAGCAGAAGGCUGGCUUUUCGCCGUUCGACGAAUUUGGCGUGCAGCUUAUGGACACGAAUCUGGCAAUGUGGACGGCGUUCGCCUCCCAUUUCGCCACGGACAAGCCUGCGGCAGCUAGCGAAGGGUCGCCUCACAAGGUCACCUCUACCCCUGCGAAGAAGAUCAAGUCGAACCAGCGGGCGAUGCAUGAAUUUUUAUGCGAUCUACGAAAAGUCAAAACGAAAAUCGAACGAUACCGCAUGAUGGUUUCAGAGACUAGCAACAGCCCAAGCAAUAUGAACAUUUCUGGCUCUCCGUGCUUCCGACCUCUUGAAACGCUGAAUGCACUGGCCGUUCUCUCGUCUUCUGCAGAGGCCGGGGAAGCAGCAGGCUCGACCGGUAGCAACAAGGACGCCGAUACGCUCCAUGGGCAUCUGUGGAGCGAGCUCACACUCAAAUCCAAGGAUUGUGCUCCCAGUUGA